This is a messenger RNA of Ilex paraguariensis (yerba mate), 3121 nucleotides long. NCBI's taxonomy places the organism in Eukaryota, Viridiplantae, Streptophyta, Magnoliopsida, Aquifoliales, Aquifoliaceae. The record is from the annotation of a GenBank genome assembly.
AAUUCAAAAACAUUGUCCUCCCUAUAUUAUAAAUUGGUUCAUUCAUAACGAACGGUAUGAAGAAGACUUGACUGUCAUUUUUAUCCCAACAAUGACUUCUCAACUUACUGCCAUUAACAAAGCUUCAAAAACAUCUUCUUCAUUUUUUCUAAUACUCAUCCCCUUCCUUAUUUUCUGCCAUGGAUCAAUUACAGAAGCUAAAGUUUCCAUGAAGAUUGGAGCAAUCAUAAAUGUCGAUUCUCGCGUUGGCAAAGAACAAACGACAGCCAUACAGAUAGCAGUUGAGAACUUCAAUAACAAUUCGAAGAAUCACAACCUGACCAUUCAUUUUAGGAACACCAGUGGAGACCCCCUCCAGGCAGUUUAUGCAGCUGAUGAGCUGAUCAAAGGAGAACAAGUUCAAAUAAUUAUCGGCACACAGACAUGGGAGGAAACAGCUUUAGUUGCAGAUGUUGGAAAGAAAGCUCAAGUUCCAGUUCUUUCAUUUGCAUCAGCAGCAAGUACACCACCAUUAAAGCAGCUGCGAUGGCCUUUCUUGGUUGAAAUGGCUACGAAAAGCUCGGAACAAUUAAACUGCGUUGCAGCGAUUGUUCAAUCCUACAAUUGGCAAAGGGUCAUAGUCAUCUAUGAAGACGACACAUACAGUGGUGAUUCAGGAAUGUUGGCUCUAUUAUCCGAGACACUUCAAGGUGUCGGUUCAGAAAUCGAGUAUCGGUUAGUCCUUCCACCAUUCCCUUCUCUAUCCGACCCAAAAGUGGUUGUCUAUGAAGAGCUGACACAGUUAUUGAGAAAACAGUCGCGGGUUUUUAUUGUUCUUCAAUCAUCACUGUCCUUGGCUACUCAUCUGUUCACAGAAGCUAAGAGGAUGGGAUUGAUGGGGCGAGAUUCAGUGUGGAUUACAACAGACUCUCUUUCGAGCCUCUUUGAUUCUGUUGAGCCAUCUGUUGUCUCCUCUAUGCAAGGUACUCUUGGAAUCAAGACCUAUUACCAAGAAGACACCAAGUCUUUCCUAAAUUUCAGAGGUCAGUUUCGAAGAAUUUUCAGGUCGGAGUACCCCGAGGAAGAUAAUUUGGAGCCGGGAAUUCAAGCUCUACGAGCAUAUGAUAGCAUCAACACCAUUGCUCAGGCUAUAAACAAAUCAGGCAACAACAGUACUACUAGUACUUCAAAAGGGUUGCUAGAAACAAUUCUAUCAAACAAAUUCACUGGUUUAAGUGGUGAUAUUAGUUUCAAUGGAGGAGAGCUAUCAAACUCUCCCGUAUUUAGAAUCAUAAACAUUGUUGGGAAGAAAUACAAAGAACUUGGCCUUUGGUCCUCAAAAUCUGGCUUCUCAGAUAGUUUUAGCAGUGAAAUUAUUGGUAGUGACAGCAUGAAAGAUUUGAAGGCGUUGGUGAAUUGGCCAGGGGACUUAAAUCGACACCCGAAAGGAUGGGCAAUGCCUACCGAUUCAGAGCCUAUGAAGAUUGGAGUCCCAGGAAGUACAGUUUUUCAGAAGUUUGUGAAGGUGGAAUGGAAAUUAUGGAAUGAAAAUGCAAAUAAAGAGAAUUAUAUUACAGGUUUUUGCAUUGAAGUGUUUAGGGAGGUGGUAAAAAUUUUGGGGGAAAACUAUAGCUUUCCCUAUGAGUUUGUGCCCUGCAAUGGUAGCUAUGACGAUCUGCUUGAGAAUGUAACCAACAAGACUUUUGGAGCGGUGGUUGGGGACAUAACCAUACUAGCCAACCGAUCGAAAUACUUGGAAUUCACUCAACCUUUUGCUGAGUCGGGGCUGUCAAUGUUGGUGCCGGUGAAGUCCAACAUAAAUCAAAAGGGGUGGCUUAUUGUGGAGCCUUUUACGACUGACAUGUGGAUAGUGACUUUUGUUGUCUUGUUCUACACAAUGCUUGUGGUUUGGUUCAUUGAGCAUCAAUCCAAUCCGGAGUUUAGAGGCCCAUGGAAAGAUCAGCUCGGGACUGCAAUGUGGUUCACCUUCUGUUCUCUCUUCUUCGCUCACAGAGAGCAGAUUUACAGCAACUAUUCCAAAAUGGUGCUUGUGGUGUGGCUCUUCGUCGUGUUCGUAUUGACAUCAAGCUAUACGGCCAGUCUUACGUCGAUGCUCACUGUCCCAAUACUUGAGCCCAGUGUGACAAACAUAGAGCUGAUAAAGAAAACCAAUGCAACAGUAGGGUGUGAUGAGGAUUCAUUUGUGAAGGACUAUUUGAGGAAUGUUCUUGAACUUCAAAACAUCAAGACCAUUACCAAACAAAGUGAUUACCCAGAGGAAUUCAGGAGCGGCAACAUAAGAGUUUCGUUUCUUGAAUUGCCUAAUCAGAAGGUUUUCCUCAAUGAACACUGCAACCAGUAUACAACCAGUGGACCUAUCUACAGAUUAGGAGGACAGGGCUUUGCAUUCCAAAAAGGCUCUCCUAUAGCAGCAGAUGUCUCUGAAGCAAUUCUAACCCUAUCAGAGAAUGGAAGACUCCAAGAAUUGGAAAAGUUCUGGCUGGGUUCCUCUGUAAAUUGUUCAAACUCUGAUGAAACCACCGAAACUGAGAGUUUGGGCCUUGAGAGCUUCUGGGUUUUGUUCCUCAUUUCUGUUGUCACUUCCACCAUUUGCUUUCUUCUUUUCCUUCUCCUUCAUUGGAGGAGUCAUCGUCAUCGCCAUGGGGCGUCUGGAGGCAACGUAACUACGAGUGGUAACACUGUUUGGGACAAGACUGUUAGACUGGCUCGGAGCUUUCACACUGGACGGCCGAGUUUGCUUAGGGGAGAGCCAAAUGUGUAUGAAUGGGGCUCUUCAAGGUGGGAGUUAGUGAGUCCUUCGGACAUUUCACAAGGUUUUGAAGCCUCUAAACCAGCUGAAAUUGAAAUUCCCGUUAGGACUUGAUUGUUGUUUUAACAAUGUGUAGUGGAAAAGAGUAGGUAAAUUUAAAAGAAUCAAGUGUUCAUUUGUGUUAGAAUUUAGGCAUAGCUUUCUCGACCUUUUGGUAAGAUCCAAUCAUAUUUGGUUUUUUCUCGAAUGAGAGAUGAGAUUUCUUUGUCAAUUCACAUGUGUAUUUCUAACAUUCCCCCUCACAUUGAGCAAUACAUUUAUAUUGGAUGUUCUAGGUGAAGCACUUGUUAAAUUUUUUUUUACUAAUGGUCA